Messenger RNA from Coccidioides immitis RS, 5126 nucleotides. Its product is annotated as pleiotropic drug resistance family protein. Gene Ontology annotation, biological process: xenobiotic detoxification by transmembrane export across the plasma membrane. The record is from RefSeq and is a predicted model, not a curated record. Gene Ontology annotation, cellular component: membrane. NCBI's taxonomy places the organism in Eukaryota, Fungi, Ascomycota, Eurotiomycetes, Onygenales, Onygenaceae. Bases 221 to 4759 code for a protein of 1512 amino acids. Gene Ontology annotation, molecular function: ATP hydrolysis activity; ABC-type transporter activity; ATP binding. The transcript is spliced from 5 exons.
CAGUCUUCCCCGUCUUGGGGUAUUUCCAAUAAGUCCUGUGUUGAAUUCCCUCUGUAUUCGCCGUGACGUGGGAAGAGGGUUGUUUAUAGACAUUCAAUUCUUCCCUUUCGUCGUGCAGACAUAUGGGAUAUCUCGAAAGGACAAAAAGAAAAGAAAAGAAAACGGCAAAUAGAAAAAGAAGCAACCCUGACCGCUAGGAGUCCCAAUUCCUAGCCCAAACAUGGCCAACGCGCCACCGCCCUUCGGCGUCUCUGCGCUGGCAGCGGACACCGGCGCAAACUUUCAGGACACCGUCUCCUCCCAGACAGAAGUCAAUGGCUCGGAAUUCCAGGCAAAAGCAUAUGGAGACGAGACAAAGCCCAGCACGGCAAGUUCUGUCACCGCGGGGAAGAUCUCAGAGCUGGACGACGGCGACACUGGGAUAACCAAGGACCAGGAGCACGAGAUCGUCGACCUGGCCCGCCGGGUCUCCCGCCUUUCGAGACGGAGCAGCGUCUACGACCACGACAACGUUGUCAAUCCCUUCCUGGACGCCGAGGCUAACCCGGAGCUGAAUCCCGGCGACAAGCAGUUCAAGCCCCGCAAGUGGCUCAAGACCAUUCUGCAGAUCCAGUCCAGGGAUCCGGAGAGGUUCCCCAAGCGCACCGCCGGUGUGUCCUUUAGGAAUAUGAACGUCUAUGGAUAUGGAACCGCGGCGGAUUACCAGGCCGACGUUGGGAAUACUCCUCUCAAGGCCGUCGGCGGUAUCAAGCAGCUCUUGGGCCUUGGCAAGAAGGUCCGCAUUGACAUCCUCCGAAACUUUGAGGGUCUGGUCAAGAGUGGUGAAAUGCUCGUGGUGUUGGGGCGCCCCGGCAGUGGCUGCUCCACGUUCCUCAAAACCCUCGCAGGGGAGACCCACGGUUUAUAUCUAGAUGAAGGAAAUGACAUCCAGUAUCAGGGUGUCUCCUGGAACCAAAUGCACAAAAACUUCCGGGGUGAGGUGAUAUACCAGGCUGAAACUGAAACCCAUUUCCCCCAGAUGACCGCAGGUGACACAUUGUAUUUCGCUGCGCGGGCCCGUGCACCCGUCAACCGCUUGCCGGGAGUUACACGGCAGCAGUACGCAGAGCACAUGCGUGAUGUUGUGAUGUCCAUGCUCAGUCUGUCCCACACGAUGAACACCAAGGUCGGAAACGAGUAUAUUCGAGGUGUCUCGGGUGGUGAGAGAAAGCGUAUCAGUAUCGCAGAGACAACACUGAGCGGGAGUCCCCUGCAGUGCUGGGACAACAGUACCCGUGGUCUCGACAGCUCCACCGCGCUCGAAUUCGUCAAGUCGCUGCGUCUAUCAACACAGUAUUCCGGUACCACCGCCAUCGUGGCCAUUUACCAGGCCGGUCAGGCUAUCUAUGAUAUAUUCGAUAAAGCUAUUGUUCUCUAUGAAGGUCGCCAGAUCUACUUUGGCAAUGCUGUCCGUGCCAAACAUUACUUCAUCGAGAUGGGGUUCGAAUGUCCAGAUCGCCAGACCACCGCCGACUUCCUUACAUCAAUCACCAAUCCUGCAGAGCGUCGCAUUCGCCCUGGUUUUCAGAAUAGAGUCCCUCAGACGCCGGACGAGUUCGCUGAGCGCUGGAGGAAGAGCCCCGAACGCCAGGCACUGUUGGCCGAGAUUGAGGAAUACAAUGCUGAAUUCCCCCUCGAUGGCGCACAGUUGGAGAAGUUUCAACAGUCCAGGCAGGCAGAGAAGUCCAAGGCCGUUCGCAAAUCGUCACCUUAUACGUUGUCGUUCUGGCAACAGGUCCAGCUCUGUAUCUGGAGAGGAUUCGUUCGUCUCAAGGGCGACAUGUCCAUGACGCUGACCAGUGUCAUCGGAAACAUCGUCCUGUCUCUGAUCAUUUCAAGCGUUUUUUACAACCAGCCAGAUAACACCAGUUCGUUCUUCGGUCGCGGUUCUCUGCUUUUCUUCGCCAUUCUCAUGAACGGCUUUGCGAGCUCGUUGGAGAUCUUGACCCUCUGGCAUCAGCGCCCCAUCGUCGAGAAGCACGACAAGUACGCCCUCUACCAUCCAUCAGCCGAAGCUAUCAGUUCGAUGAUCGUGGAUCUUCCUUCCAAGGCAAUUGUGGCAAUCGUGUUCAACCUAAUCCUGUACUUUAUGGUCAACCUGCGCAGGACGCCUGGUCACUUCUUUGUCUUCUUCCUGUUCUCCAUCUCAACAACGCUGACCAUGUCCAACAUCUUCCGCACCAUCGGAGCCAUUUCUAGAACUCUUGCACAGGCCUUGGUUCCAUCUUCGAUUUUCAUGCUGGCGUUGGUCAUCUAUACCGGCUUUACGAUCCCCGUUCGAGAUAUGCGUCCGUGGUUCAAGUGGAUUAGCUAUCUCAACCCAAUCCAGUAUGCGUUCGAAUCGCUGAUGAUCAACGAGUUUCACGAUCGCCGAUUUCCCUGCGCGAUGUUCGUACCCAUGGGUCCUUCAUACGCGAAUGCUACGGGAGAUUCGAUCAUCUGUGGUGCUACGGGUGCCCGGCCGGGCGAGGAUUUUGUGGACGGCGAUACGUUCUUGAAUAUCACUUAUGGUUACUAUGCAUCUCAUCUCUGGAGAAAUCUGGGUAUCAUCUUUGCAUUCUUCUUUUUCUUCUUGGUUACUUACAUUGGUGCGACCGAGCUCAUCAAGGCCAAACCGUCGAAAGGAGAGAUUCUCGUGUUCCCGAGAGGCAAGGUGCCAUCGUAUCUGAAGAGUAAGAAGAAUUCCGAUGACCCUGAAUCCGCUGAAACCGUGAACCAGAAGCAGAAACUCGAGUCUACCGGACAUGACCAGGUCGGUGCGAUCGUGAAGCAGACAUCCAUUUUCCACUGGCAGGACGUCUGUUAUGAUAUCAAGAUUAAAAACCAGCCGCGCAGGAUUCUGAACAACAUUGAUGGAUGGGUCAAGCCUGGCACUCUGACUGCUCUCAUGGGCGUCUCGGGUGCGGGGAAGACGACGCUGCUUGACGUCUUGGCGGAUCGUGUCACCAUGGGCGUAGUCACUGGCGAGAUGCUAGUCGAUGGGCGCAUCCGCGACGACUCGUUCCAGCGGAAAACAGGCUACGUCCAGCAGCAGGAUCUUCAUCUGGAGAUCAGCACUGUUCGUGAGGCCUUGGUUUUCUCUGCUCUGCUUCGACAGCCCGCGACCACUCCUCGUGCGGAAAAGAUUGCCUAUGUUGAAGAAGUCAUCAAGAUGCUUGGUAUGGAAGAAUACGCUGAUGCUGUUGUCGGCGUGUUGGGCGAAGGGUUGAACGUUGAACAACGCAAACGUUUGACUAUUGGUGUCGAGAUCGCUGCGAAACCGGAUCUGCUCUUGUUCUUUGACGAGCCCACCUCCGGCCUCGACAGUCAAACGGCUUGGUCUAUCUGUACAUUGAUGCGCAAGCUCGCGGACCACGGACAAGCUAUCCUGUGCACUAUCCACCAGCCGUCAGCGAUGCUGAUGCAGGAAUUCGAUCGAUUGCUCUUCCUAGCUGCUGGCGGCAAAACCGUCUACUUCGGCGAGCUCGGCAAGAACAUGAGCACUCUGAUCGAUUAUUUCGAAAACCACGGAUCUCCCAAGUGUCCUCCUAAUGCCAAUCCGGCUGAAUGGAUGUUGGAGGUCAUUGGUGCUGCACCCGGAUCUCACACCGAUAAGGACUGGUCUCAAGUUUGGAAUAACAGCCCUGAGCGCGCCGAGGUCCGUCGCCAGUUGGCGGAGAUGAAAGCAGAAUUGUCCGAGAAACCUCAGGCUCCUCGCUCGGCUGGAUAUGGUGAAUUUGCAAUGCCGUUUUGGCAGCAGUAUCUCGUUGUUCAGCAUCGGAUGUUCCAGCAGUACUGGCGCAGUCCGGAGUAUAUCUACUCGAAGCUUUGUCUGUGCAUUGUCCCGACGCUCUUCAUCGGCUUUACUUUUUACAAGGAACCCACCAGUCUCCAGGGCUUGCAGAAUCAAAUGUUCGCCAUCUUCAUGUUCUUGAUUCUCUUCCCCAACCUUGUCCAGCAAAUGAUGCCGUACUUUGUCACCCAACGAUCUCUGUAUGAAGUGCGCGAACGACCGUCAAAGGCAUAUUCAUGGAAAGCUUUUAUGCUUUCGAGUGUCUUGGUUGAACUUCCCUGGAAUACUUUGAUGGCUGUUCCUGCAUUUUUCUGUUGGUACUAUCCGAUCGGCUUCCACCGCAAUGCCAUUGCGUCGGAUGCAGUAACCGAGCGUAGUGGGACUAUGUUCCUGCUCGUAUGGAUCUUCCUCAUGUUCAGCUCUACAUUUAGCUCUAUGAUCAUCGCGGGUGUUGAGCUUGCGGAGACCGGUGGAAACCUGGCCCAACUGCUCUUCUCUCUAACCUUGAUCUUCUGCGGUGUCCUGGCGACUCCACAAGCAAUGCCCCGGUUCUGGAUCUUCAUGUACCGCCUUUCGCCCUUCACGUACUACGUCUCGGCCGUGCUAUCCACCGGUGUCGCGAACACGAAUGUCAACUGCUCUGCGCGCGAAUUUCUUCGACUCAUCCCACCCGCUGGCCAGACGUGUGGCCAGUAUCUCCAUGACUACAUGCUGCUAGCGGGUGGUGCCCUUCUGAAUCCGGAGUCUACCUCUGCAUGCGAUUUCUGUCCCGUGAAAGACACAAACACAUUCCUAGAACAGGUCAAUAUCAGAUAUUCUGAGCGGUGGAGGAAUAUUGGCAUUUUGUUCGUGUACAUCUUCGUCAAUGUGAUCGGGGCCAUCGGCUUUUACUGGCUGCUGCGAGUACCAAAGACAGGAUUGUUCAAGAAGAAGGCGAAGAAAGACUAAGGGACAGAAGAAAAUAAACAUAAAAACCUAGGAGCAAAGGGAAACGCGGGAGGGUCAGGCCUGUCUCUCCUGAUUCUGCCUGCCCCCUUUCUUUUUGUGUUUUGGCUCCUUUUCCGUCACAGCCAACCAUAUUAAUCUCAAUGGUGCAUUAUUGUGUGAAUACUUAUUGUUUUCCUUUUGUUAUAUAUAUAUUUUUUUUUGACAUGUUAAUUAUUGCGUCCCUUUUAGCAGGGGGCUCACAUAUUUUGGAAUAAGCACAUAGACUAUACUAUCCCCAUUUUGCCCUUGUUCUUGUGUUUGAUUCCCGCAGUAUAGUUCCAUGCGUUAAUUUGUCCCGUGUACGGAGAACUCCGCAUCAAAGCCUUUG